Molecule: messenger RNA, 2858 nt
Organism: Ahaetulla prasina
Lineage: Eukaryota; Metazoa; Chordata; Lepidosauria; Squamata; Colubridae
Product: cytochrome P450 2K6-like
Exons: 10
Coding region: 1-1533 (510 amino acids)
Biological process (GO): xenobiotic metabolic process
Cellular component (GO): intracellular membrane-bounded organelle; cytoplasm
Molecular function (GO): iron ion binding; oxidoreductase activity, acting on paired donors, with incorporation or reduction of molecular oxygen, reduced flavin or flavoprotein as one donor, and incorporation of one atom of oxygen; heme binding
Source: RefSeq, a predicted model, not a curated record
AUGGGCAGCCCCUGGAAGAAGAGCUCCAAAGAUUUUCCACCAGGACCCAGGCCUUUGCCUGUUAUUGGAAACCUCCACAUAAUGGAUCUGAAGAAACCUUAUCAGACAAUGUUAGAGCCCCUGGAAGAAGAGCUCCAAAGAUUUUCCACCAGGACCCAGGCCUUUGCCUGUUUUUGGAAACCUCCACAUAAUGGAUCUGAAGAAACCUUACCAGACAAUGUUAGAGUAUCAAAACAGUAUGGACCCAUAUUCAAAAUCCAACUGGGACUCCAGAAAAUAGUGGUGCUAACAGGAUAUGAGACUGUAAAGGAAGCUCUGGUGGAUAAGGCUGAUGUGUUUGCUGAGAGGGCCCCUUUCCCCAUAUUUGAUGAGAUUUCAAAGGGUUUUGGAAUAGUUUUUUCCCAUGGUGAGAACUGGAGAGUGAUGAGGCGAUUUAUGUUAACCACCUUACGGGACUAUGGGAUGGGUAAGAGGUCUAUGGAAAGCAGAAUAGCUGAAGAGUGCAGUUUCCUGGUAAAGAAGUUUGAAUCUUAUAAAGGAAAACCAUUUGAAUUCAAAGGAAUUAUAACUGCAGCUGUUGGCAAUAUCAUAGUAUCCAUUUUACUUGGGAAGCGAUAUGACUAUGAAGAUCCAAAAUUUAUUAAAUUAUUGACUUUGGCAACAGAAAAUAACAGGCUUUUGGGAAGCACUCCAAUGCAGCUAUAUAACAUAUUUCCUAUGCUUGGCUAUUUUUUUGCCACUCGUAAGAAAGUCCUGAAUAACAGAAAGGAAUUGUAUGCUUUCAUCAAUGAAAACUUCAUCCAAUGUUUCAACAAUCUGGAUGAAAAUGACGCAAGAAACUUUAUUGAUUCAUAUCUCAUACAACAGCAACAGGAAAGGAAGACUCAAAACAAUGGAUAUUUCAACCAUAAAAAUCUAGAAGAGUCUGUGACGAGUCUAUUUGUUGCUGGUGUGGAUACGAUAAUGAGCACUUUAUUUUGGGCCUUUACUCUAAUGAUGAAGUACCCUUUAAUUCAGAAAAAAGUCCAAGAAGAAAUAACAAACGUUGUUGGAUAUGCUCAGCCAAGAGCCGAACACCGAACAAAAAUGCCUUACACAGAUGCUGUAGUCCAUGAAAUUCAAAGAUAUGCUGAUGUUGUUCCCUUAAAUGUGCCACAUGCAACUACAGUGGAUGUUACUUUUAAGGGCUAUUUCAUUCCGAAGGGCACCCAUAUCAUUCCCUUGUUGACUUCUGUGCUGCAUGAUGAAUCUCAAUGGGAGAGACCUCAUGAAUUCUACCCUGAACAUUUUCUCAACACUGAAGGAAAAUUUGUCAAAAGAGAUGCAUUCAUGCCUUUCUCUGCAGGCCGGAGAGUAUGUCCAGGUGAGACCCUUGCCAAAACAGAAAUAUUCAUGUUCUUUACUAGUCUUCUGCAGAGAUUCACCCUCCAACCAGCUCCUGGAAUAUCAACAGAAGACCUGGACAUGACUCGUGCAGUUGGGCUUACGACACCUCCCAAGACUUACACAUUAUGUGCUCUAUCACAUUCAUAAAAGUACAUUCAAUUGUACUUUUGUGAGUCAUUCAUGAGUCUCAAUUGCUCAGCUGUAUUGGUCUCUCUUAGAGCCUUUAUUCCUUCUCUUCAACAUUAAAGGUAGCACACGUGGUUCUUAAAAUUAGUAGUAGACAAAGUAUAUAUUUAAAUUGGUCCUUAGUUAUUGUAUCAAUCACUACAUAAAGAACAAUUAACAAACUGAUCCAAUGAUUUCUUCCAAAAACUACAUUAAACUACCUUCUUCCUGAGUAAAAUGCUCAGAAUGUCAGUUCUUGAAUGAUCAUUGACAUACUGGGAAACAUUCCAGAAAGUUUUCCUCUUUGAACCAGAUAUAAUGGUCAUGCUCAUAGUCACUCAUGCACUACUUGUUCUUGUUUGGAUCACUGCAAUGCCUGACCCUACACCAGCUUGUCCUUGAAAACCACCUAGAAAAUUUAACUGGAUCAAAAUGCAGCAGUACACAGGUUUGGAAGUCCCUUUCUUGCUGCACUGUUGCUGUGUGAAUUUCUUUGUGAGGAAAUUCAGGGUGCUGAUUAUCACUUUUAAAGCCCUAGAUAGCAAGAACCAGUUUAUUUGAGGGACUGCAUCUUCUUGGGUAUGUCUACCUAUCCAGCUAGAUCAGGGGUGUCAAACUCAAGGCCCGUGGGUCAGAUCUGGCCCAUGAAGUGCUCAGAUAUGGCCCGCAGGACCAUCUUGGAAACAAUGAAGAACUGGCCCAUGGUGCCUCUACCAAUGAAAAUGGUGGUCAGGAGGGCUGUACGCAGCCCUCCCAGGCUAUGUUUUUAAUUGCGACAGCCUCUUGCAGCCCUCUGCCAGCAAAAACAGAGCCUUUUCCAUCCCAGCGGAAAAAUAAAGCCUUGAUGAGUGAUGUCAGGCUGGCCAUUCCCAUCCCAACCACACCCACCCCUUGGCCCCUCAAGGGCAAACACAACCCUGAUGCGGCCCUCAAUGACAGCCCUGAGCUAGAUUGUAUAGAUUCUAUGUCCAUUCUAUUUAAUGUUAUCGUCUGGUGAGACCUAAAAAGUGAGCCUUUUCCAAGAACUUCUGGAUGACAUCGCUGUGAGAUCAGACACGAGGAGUGGGUUUCUGUGCUCCUGUGCUAAAUUCUCCCUAUUGGUGGGCUCUGAGAGGAGCCAAAGCCUCUCUAUAGGGGAGGUGAAGCAAAGAGGGGUGCCCUGCAAGGUCACAGAGAGUUGCAACUCUCCUACCUGACCUGGGGUUUUACUUUCCCUCUCAGCCAUGACAAGGAGAAGAGGCAACCUAAACAUGGCUGCCACAAAGCUGGGGCAACUAAGGAACACCUAUGAUUGGUGCUGGAGCGGA